Messenger RNA from Punica granatum (pomegranate), 1134 nucleotides. The record is from RefSeq and is a predicted model, not a curated record. NCBI's taxonomy places the organism in Eukaryota, Viridiplantae, Streptophyta, Magnoliopsida, Myrtales, Lythraceae.
UUUCCCAUAAUAAUAACACUACAAGCCCCCCCGCCCGGGCGGCUUUCUCCUCCGUGUCAGUCUCUUGCUCUCUGCGGUUGCUGUUUGCUUGCCUGCGCCAUUCCAUCCCAAGCUUUGCUUCCUCGCUCAACCUCCACGACCUCUGCUCGGCCGGCCAUCUGAGUGAAGAAAGAAAGGAAGAAUCUUCCCCAGUGUUGUGUGGAGACGAUUCUUUCUUGGUGCAAUCUCCUCUUCUUUGCCUCAGUUCAGGCUUUAGCCCCUCGGCAUCCUGAUCUCAUCCAGAGUCGCGUUUUCUUGCAACAGAGCUCUACGCUUCAACUUCCUGUCUCCGAUGGUUCGCAAACGAUUUCAAGAGGCCAAAACUGGCAUUGCAUAUAUAAAGUCAAUGGAUGCAGAGAAGAUUCUAAGCAAGAUAGGGAUGGGGAGAGAAGACCGCUACUUCUGGAAGCAAAUAGGCAAGGCCCUGCUCUGCACUUACACCAUCAUCGGGGCUGUGUGGCUCUACAACGAGACGUCCCCACUUGGGUGGUGGACGCUGAAGCCCCGGCCUAAGGAAGAGAAAGAGCUCGCCCAUCUCUACGAGCGGAGAGAGUUUCCAUCCCCUGGUGAUAAAGAAGCCAUGGAAGAGUUCAUCGCCAAAGGGGGUAUGAUUGGCACGGCCAUCGGGCCUAAGGGGUCCGUGGAGUCGGACAAGGACGCGUACAACUAUCAGAAAGAGCUGCAGACCAAGAAGUUUGAGCAGGAAGCUCAGAAGCUGUGGUUCAGGAUGAGGAACGAGGUCAUUCAGGAGCUUCAAGAGAAAGGGUAUGAUAUUGAGUGAUAUUAUUAACUUAACAAUAAUCUAAAACCAAAGUGUUGUGUGCAAUUAACUGAAUUUAUGUUCGCUGAAAUCAGCACGUUGCACAUCUACAUAAACUAACACCCUAAGGGGAAUAACUACUGCACGGUUUGUAUUUACACCUAAUUACUGGGUCAUAGUUUACUUGGGAUUUAGAAAAUCUAGAAAUUUGUGACCGUUUAGAUCAUACUGAAUCUACAGUGGGGUGCUGAAGAUCAGUCAUCGAUUUUAUUGGACAUGUAACACCUAUCUUUUAAGUAAUUAAUUUCAUGAAAAACUUUGCCUUCCCGAUUAAA